Manduca sexta (tobacco hornworm) is the source of this 841-nucleotide messenger RNA. RefSeq lists its product as uncharacterized. The record is from RefSeq and is a predicted model, not a curated record. The transcript has 2 exons. Bases 34 to 411 code for a protein of 125 amino acids. NCBI's taxonomy places the organism in Eukaryota, Metazoa, Arthropoda, Insecta, Lepidoptera, Sphingidae.
AUUCGAGUGUACACUCGACUCAGCGACGUAGCCAUGGUGUGGGCAUUGGAGGAUGCAGCGAACAUUGAAGAUCUUGCUUUGCUUUGUGGUGCAUUAUGUGCAUGCCUGAACAAAGGUGCAGCAGCGGCGCGGUGGCUGGAGGGCGCGGGUGGGGGCGGCGGCGGCGGCGGCGGCGCGGCGCUGGCGCUGCAGCUGCAGCUGGCGCGCGGCGCGUGGGGCGAGGCGGCGGCGCUGGCGCAGCGCACGCGCCCGGAGCACGCGCCGCACGUGCGCCUGCACCACGCGCAGCACCACGAGCUCACGUGCGGACAACAUCACUACUGUCUAUAUAAACACAUACACUUUGGGCGUUCGAUAAAAAUCGUGACGGAAACUACAUUCUAUAAUAUUUUCAAUUAUAACAUCAAAUGAUGUAUUGUAACGAAGCGGUUUCAUAAUAUUAUCAUCACCCACAUGCUGAAGUUUAGAGAAAAUCAAAUGUUUAAUACACAGCCUAUUAUUUUUAUAAUUACAGCGCUGAUUACCACGAAGCACUCGCCAGUUAUGAGAAAAGUCUGAUCACGGAAAAUACCGACAGCAUAAAAGUCAAAGAGCACAACAAGAAAUGCGAAGCGGGCAUCGCUCGUACAUCCAUCAGAUGCGGAGACGUCAUGCGAGGAGUCACCACCGCUAUGAAGCACUCGGAAGACCACAACCUGAUCAAGGACUGCGCACAACUUCUAGAAGAGGAGAAGCAGUUCAACCACGCUGCAGCGCUUUACGACCACGUAGGGAAUACUGAGAAAGCCGCUUCAUUGUACAUCAAGCUGAAAUCGUGGCUGAAAGUCGAAGCUCUCCUACC